AUGGAUACUUCACAAAGAAGAGCCUCGAUCUGGUGUUCGUCACGCUUGGCGCUGACGAUCGUGGCGUUUUUCGGGUUCAUCAACCUGUACGCCCUUCGCGUGGACAUGAGCUUUGCAAUCGUCUGCAUGACCCGGACGCCAGUCGACUGCAACCAGACGACAAGUGAAAACCAGACGAUACUUGUGGAAUAUGCACGUUGUCAGCAGGAUGAGGGUGAUCGAUUUGACUGGGACAAGAAAACCCAAGGUCUGAUACUCGGCUCCUUUUUCUGGGGCUACAUCGCCACCCAGUUACCAGGUGGAUGGCUGGCGGGUCGGUUUGGCGGCAAGCACCUGUUCGGCUUGAGUAUGCUGGUGUGCGCCCUCGUCACCCUGAUCAUGCCAUUCGCCGCUCGCACAAGCGUCAUCUUCCUCCUCGUGCUCCGGGUAAUUGCUGGCCUCGGACAGGGCGUUGUAUGGCCGUGUAUGCAGACGCUUUUUUCCAACUGGGCACCGCCAUUAGAACGCAGCAAACUCAGUGGAUUUGUGUAUGCAGGAUGUCAGAUCGGGAUCAUGGUCACGUUUCCUCUGUCUGGAAUGCUGUGUGAGGAAGGAUUUGACGGAGGCUGGCCAUCCAUCUUCUACAUACUUGGUGGUGUUGGUGUUCUGUGGUUUGUUGCCUGGACGGUGAUUGUGUCCGGUUCCCCUGCUGACCACCCCCGCAUAUCUGACCACGAGAGGGAAUAUAUCACCAACAGCCUGCGGCAGGACAUUGAUGUCACCAAAAAGUCUACCCAUACUCCUUGGGUGAAGAUAUGCACGUCACUUCCUGUCUGGGCGAUAAUCGUCACUCACGCAUGCGCAAACUGGGGAACGUACACCUUCAUGACAAAUAUUCCUACUUACAUGCAGGAUGUGCUCAAAUUUAACAUCAAAAAGACGGGCUUCUUGUCUGCUCUGCCUUACAUCGGGUUUUGGGCCAUGACAAACGUGUCUGGUCAGGCGGCCGACUGUAUGAGAGCCCGCGGCGUCAUGACGACCACCACUGCCAGGAAGCUCUUCAACUCGCUAGGAACUCUUUUACCGGCGGUGUUCGUGAUUCUGACAGGCCAUAUGGGCGAACGGCCGGAAGUGGCCGUAGCCAUGCUGACCCUGGGUGUUGCCAUGUCUGGAUGUCAAUACGGCAGUGGAUUUAUUGUUAAUCCCGUGGACAUCGCACCGAGAUAUGCGGGCAUAAUAUUUGGCAUUUCCAAUACGACCGGAACACUGGGAGGAUUCCUCGCCCCCAUGGCCAUUGGUUACCUCACAUCGGAUCGUACCAGGGAACAAUGGCAGAUGGUGUUCUACAUAGCGGCAGCCAUUUACACCGUUGGAGCGAUUUUCUACAUUAUAUUUGGCUCAGGUGAAGUUCAACCAUGGGCUCUGGAUCCCGGCACAGAAGUGGAACUUCCGGUUUACAGGGAACCAGUGGAGAAAAAAAAUGACGACAAAACACGGGAACCAGUGCAAGGGGAUUCAAACCUUCCAGGCAGCUCUGCCAUCAGGCUAACCCAGUCUGACAUGUCCACAGAAAUCUGUUCGUUCUGUUCGUUAUGUAAAGUGACAUUCUUUAUGGGUGAUAUGGGUGAUAUCGGUCUCAUCGUCGGUGCCACACUCUGCUGUAGUGCUGCAGCCACCAAAUCAAACUUUGGUGGUAGAAUAGAGCUCAGCUUUUUCGCGGUCAGCUUCUUCGCGGUCAGCUUUUUCGCGGUCAGCUUCUUCGCUGAGGUCGGCUUCGCUAAGGUCGGCUUCGCUGAGGUCAGCUUUGCUGAUGAGGUCGGCUCAGCUGAGGUCGGCUUCGCUGAUGAGGUCGGCUUCGCAGGUGCAUGA
Mya arenaria is the source of this 1848-nucleotide messenger RNA. Its product is annotated as sialin-like. The transcript has 12 exons. Gene Ontology annotation, molecular function: transmembrane transporter activity. NCBI's taxonomy places the organism in Eukaryota, Metazoa, Mollusca, Bivalvia, Myida, Myidae. Gene Ontology annotation, biological process: transmembrane transport; monoatomic anion transport. The record is from RefSeq and is a predicted model, not a curated record. The coding region runs from base 1 to 1848 and encodes 615 amino acids.